ACGCAGACUAUACCGCAGUGGAUAGAGGUCGGAGUCUUCAGAUAUGUAACCGUUCUCCCUCCAAGAACGAUACCAAACGAUCGAACUCAGAGCAAGUAAUAUCAAAUCUCUCUUCAAUCAUCGCCAUGGAAGUUACCUUACCUUUCUCAACUUCCAUUUCCCGCCACUUCUCUGCAACUUCGACUCAUUCAACCGUCUCGUAUGCCGUCAUCUCCAACUCCAGAAGAUCAUCCGCCAUUUUCAAUUCAUUCUCUUCAGGAAACUCAUUCACUAGAGAGAUAUGGAGCUCGGUGAAUUCCAAAAACGUUAUUGUAAAGCGAGAGAUGAAAGGUGUUGUCAGGGCUGAAAUGUUUGGUCAGUUGACGAGUGGACUUGAAGCAGCUUGGAAUAAGCUCAAAGGAGAAGAGGUCUUGACAACAGAGAAUAUUGCGGAACCAAUGCGAGACAUCAGAAGGGCACUUUUGGAAGCUGAUGUAAGCCUUCCAGUUGUUAAAAGGUUUAUACAAUCCGUCAGUGACCAGGCUGUUGGUGCUGGUGUGAUUCGAGGAGUGAAACCAGAUCAGCAAUUGGUCAAGAUUGUAAAUGAUGAACUGGUUAAAUUGAUGGGAGGAGAUGUAUCUGAAUUGGUAUUUUCGAAAUCAAGCCCUACUGUAAUUCUAUUGGCUGGACUCCAAGGUGUUGGGAAAACGACGGUUUGUGCAAAGUUGGCAUUGUAUCUCAAGAAGCAGGGUAAAAGUUGCAUGAUGAUUGCUGGAGAUAUAUACAGACCAGCUGCAAUUGACCAACUCUCCAUUUUAGGCAAACAGGUGGAUGUCCCUGUUUAUACAGCAGAUGCUGGAGUUAAGCCAGCAGAGAUAGCUCGGAAAGGUCUAGAAGAGGCGAAGCGGAAUAAAGUAGAUGUAGUCAUCAUGGAUACAGCCGGAAGACUUCAGAUUGACACGCCAAUGAUGAAUGAAUUGAAAGACGUUAAGAAGGCACUAAAUCCUACAGAGGUUUUGCUUGUUGUGGAUGCAAUGACUGGUCAAGAAGCUGCAGGUUUGGUCACAACAUUCAAUCUUGAAAUCGGAAUUACGGGUGCCAUUUUGACAAAACUAGAUGGUGAUUCUAGAGGUGGAGCAGCCUUGACCAUAAAAGAGGUUUCAGGAAAACCAAUCAAACUUGUGGGACGAGGGGAACGGAUGGAGGACCUUGAACCCUUUUACCCAAGUCGCAUGGCUGGACGUGUUCUGGGAAUGGGAGAUGUUCUCUCAUUUGUAGAGAAGGCACAAGAAGUUAUGCGUCAAGAAGAUGCUGAGGAAUUGCAGAAUAAGAUCAAGAGUUCAAAAUUUGACUUUAAUGAUUUUCUCAAGCAAACUCGUGCUGUUGCACAAAUGGGUUCCAUGAGUCGUGUUAUUGGAAUGAUUCCUGGCAUGGGAAAGAUAAGUCCUGCUCAAAUUCGUGAAGCUGAGAAGAAUGUAAAGAUAAUGGAAUCUAUGAUUGAGGCCAUGACCCCUGAGGAAAGAGAGAAACCAGAGCUUCUUGCUGAAUCACUUUCUCGGAGGAAGCGGAUUGCUAAAGAUUCUGGCAGGACUGAGCAGCAGGUGAGCCAAGUUGUUGCACAACUGUUCCAAAUGCGUCUUCGAAUGAAGAAUCUGCUCGGUGUAAUGGAAGGCGGAUCUCUUCCUAACAUGAGCAAUCUACAGGAGGCUCUUAAAGCUGAACAGCAGGCUCCUCCUCCCGGUGCUGCGAAAAAGAGGAAAGCAGAAUCCAGGAAGCAGUUUACCGACAAAGGAGACAGUAGGACAAGCCCCCGUGGCUUUGGCGCAAAAACCUGAAACAAAAAAUCAUGCAAUUUUGGCCGGUCUAAUAUAUUUUGUUACCAAAUUACCUUUUACGAAGGUAAGCAUGUAUUCACACGCCUCUCAUCUUUCGCCAUUUUGUUUGGCUUCAGAGAGUUAAUUUGUAUUGAAGAAAUUAUUAUUUGUAUGUUAUUAUAACUCAUUGUUUUAA
This is a messenger RNA of Impatiens glandulifera, 1989 nucleotides long. Its product is annotated as signal recognition particle 54 kDa protein, chloroplastic-like. Gene Ontology annotation, biological process: SRP-dependent cotranslational protein targeting to membrane. The transcript is spliced from 15 exons. Gene Ontology annotation, molecular function: GTP binding; 7S RNA binding; ATP hydrolysis activity. NCBI's taxonomy places the organism in Eukaryota, Viridiplantae, Streptophyta, Magnoliopsida, Ericales, Balsaminaceae. The record is from RefSeq and is a predicted model, not a curated record. The coding region runs from base 126 to 1814 and encodes 562 amino acids. Gene Ontology annotation, cellular component: signal recognition particle.